AUGGAGUGUGUUAGCGCACGUAUACCAUACACAACAUGGCGCCUUCGCGCUUUUCGCCAACUGCUAGCGACUUCACAUUCCCGGGUUCCUCGGACAGUCCGUCGAAGCAUCUCGACGUCACGAUCAACCGACCAACUUGACGAAGUUCCUUUGGAAACAACCACACAGAACUCAGACUCGAAACCAGUACCUCCAUCGCAGCGUCUUCCACAGUCUCCUCUGCUCACAAAUCCACGCCGAGGGGCGGAAAAGACUCGCAAGCGACGCCCCACGACACAGGAGGAAGCCGACUUGCUCAAGAACCCAUGGGCAGUCAUGCUGGCCUCGCCGGCCCGUAUGUGCUCUGUAUCCGGUGCAAGGCUUCCCUCCGAUUUGAUGGGAACUUGGGGUCUUGUCAGGCAACCGGAUGCAGACAAACUGUACAUGAUGCCUGUUGGUUUGAUGCAAGACUCGUUGCAAAACAAGGAAUCUCAAAGUCCCGCUUCUUCCCCGGAGCCAGCGCUUCCAGACCAAGUCAAAGCUUCCAAGUCUGAAGCUUCUGGUUCGGAUGAAGAUCCUUUCAGCACACCCGUGAUCCGAACACCGAAAGAUAAGCAGACCGGACGCCAUCUUGUGCUUCGCAUUGCCGAGCUCCUUCCUGUUCUUCAAUCUAUCACACCACCCCUGUCGAAAAACCGCGGUAAGAGACAUUCGAUCAUGCGGCUGUUGCCAUUCCGAUGGAAGCACCCGAUCGGCCCUAUUUCGGCACACGAAGAGCAGAAACUUGUCUGGUCGCAGAAUACCCCGGAUAUUGUAUUGCACAGCAUGAGAAAUUAUGUAUCCAAGAAGCUGGUCGCGGUUCUCCGGAAAUACAAGCGUAUCGGCACCGCUAAUGGGGUCUGGAGGGCCCUGGAUCUGCUGGUGUAUUCAGAUGCUGCGCUGAUAGAGGCGCUUGGAAGCCUGGAGCCACUUGAUCGUAUGGAAUGCGGUGCAGUCUUGCUACUUGGCUCAAAAGAUGUGACGACCGCUGGAGAUGCGUCAGGAAAGAAUGGCGCUUUGGACUCGGUGUCUCUCUCGCAGACUGGGUCGAAGGUCCCUGUGUUUGAUUUGUCAGUGCUGUUUGCCGAGUCCGAUAUGAAGAAACUCCGUGAAUCUCACGAGCAGUUCCAACACACUGCACUGUUCUUUAGACCGGAGGAAAAAAUUGGUAUUGAUGCCAUGGUUGCCCUCUGGAAAAUCAAACGGCUGCUUAGCAAUGUCGACUUGCCAGAGAAAUGA
Penicillium paradoxum is the source of this 1257-nucleotide messenger RNA. RefSeq lists its product as uncharacterized. The transcript has a single exon. Lineage: Eukaryota; Fungi; Ascomycota; Eurotiomycetes; Eurotiales; Aspergillaceae. The record is from RefSeq and is a predicted model, not a curated record. Bases 1 to 1257 code for a protein of 418 amino acids.